CCUCAGCCGGCAUCAUUUACCUAUCCUACUUCUAUACCUAUACCUAUGUAUUGCCCACCACGUGGAAGAUCUCCUAGCACAUCGGCCACUUUGUCUCCUUCUCCUUCUCCAAAUGGUACACCUCCAAGUGUAUCUAAUUUGCACCUUAGAGAUAGCAGCUCUGAGCCUGAAUCACUGCCAUCCAACCAGUCUCAAACCCAUCUUCGCCCUCCUGCACCUGCUCCUGCACCUGUACCGGCUCCUAUACAGGCACCGAUAUAUCAUGGUUUACAUCCGGGAGAUAGAGAUGCGAUGGGUCGGAUUUUCAUCGUGCCUGAGGGAGUUGGGUUCUAUCCAGAUCACGACACUACAAAAGUCUUGCUGGAUGUUGUUCGGAGGCUUUAUGGUUAUCAUUUUUAUACUUCAUGGGGUGAAAUCCCAUAUGAUACUCGACAGGCUAUGUUUAGAGAGUUUAACGUAUGUAUCUUAUUAUACAUUUCAUAACUUGAAUUUACUUUUAUAUAAAUCAUCUAACAUUAGCUAUUUGAUUUGCAGAUGUAUUGUACAUGGGAUCCAAUGGACAAAGAUAGGGUUGCUGCAAACUUUGAGAGGAAGGGGAGUGCAAGGUUGUCUGAUUGGUUUUCGAGGGCUAGAAAGUAUAUGAAGAUGCCCUAAUGGCUAAACGCUGAACAGUGGGAGAAACUUAAGGCAUAUUGGCGAACUCCUGAGUUUAUCGCCAAGUCUGAGCAGGCAAAGGCUUCCCGUGCAUCCCAGAAAGAUGGCUCUUUGCACACUGUGGGUGCAAGAAGUCAGAGGCACGUGGCUAGGACAAUGGUAAGUAAUUUUAUACUUUUAAAGUUACCUACGAUCAAUAUAUCAUUAUUGAGUUAUUAAUUUUAUGUUUAACUUUUUUUUUUUUUUUUUGCAGAAAAAAGCUACGGGACAGAUGCCAACUCAGGAUCAGCUAUUCCUAAAGACCCACAAAAAAAAAAAAAAAGCAGGAGUUGGAUCCAACCGUAUGGGUUGAGGACAGGGCUUAUAAU
Molecule: messenger RNA, 1022 nt
Organism: Lycium ferocissimum
Lineage: Eukaryota; Viridiplantae; Streptophyta; Magnoliopsida; Solanales; Solanaceae
Exons: 2
Coding region: 46-483 (145 amino acids)
Source: RefSeq, a predicted model, not a curated record